CUCACUCGCAUCGUGCAACAUCCUCAAACUUAAAUCUCCCAGAUUCCACAAAACAAUAAUCAAAUCAAAUCUCUCAAAUCCCCCACAUGUAAUUCGCACUCACUCGUCACGCAAACACUCCAUGCUCAUCAUUUGAGCUUAUUGGUCACGCACCUUGACACUCUCCCAAGUCUUCUCUGCUGGGCGUCAUCCUAUUCUUCUCUCCCGAAUUUCUUGGCGUAAUUCAAGCUCUCAAGGAUCCAAAGUCUUCAUCAGUUCAGCAGCCUUCACUUUCAAAGUUCAAACUCAUAUGGUAUGUUUUACUUUUUUUCACCAGUCAACCAAAACCAUACCAAUCCGAGAUCUUUGUUUAGGUUCUUGACACAGUCUUUGUUUGGAAAAAGACCCAUGUGCUAGAAGUUGAUUUUGGGCUGCUCUAGUAUUAGUUUCAGAUCCAUUUAUACUUUGUUUUGAAGAGAACUAAGAGAUUCAGAUUCCGACAUGUUUGGAUUCGAGUCAACUCUACCGUUUGUGUUGCAAGAUUCAGUUUUGAACUAGGUUGCAGAGGUUUGAGGAUUGGAGUUACUCUGUCGAAAUCAGCAUACAGGUUGGGUUUUGGUGUGUGUUUUAUUGUGUUGUGAUUCAAGAUGCAAGUGAUGCAAUCAAGGGUUGUGCCAUUGGAGGAAGGCAAGGACCCGGGAGUUACUACUAGCAGGACAAGCCCAACCAAGGCAUUGCCGAUUCGGCUGCUUCAGUUAUUUGUUCUGUUUCUGGCUUUCUGUAUUACUUUCUCAGUGAUUAGUAUAUACACCAUUCGGCAUUUUGGGAUUAGUAAUGUGAUGACUUCAGUCACGUCCUCCAUCCAGCCAUGUUUUGAGGAACCAAUUGGCUUGGAUAGAUGGAUUAAGCCGCCGUCGAAUUUGAUGCACACGAUGAAUGACAAAGAACUGUUGUGGAGGGCUUCUUUGACGCCUAGGAGAAAGGACUAUCCUUUUGAGAGAGUUCCGAAGAUUGCGCUUAUGUUCUUGACUAAGGGACCUUUGCCUCUGGCACCAAUUUGGGAGAGGUUUCUGAGGGGGCAUCAAGGACUUUAUUCAAUCUAUGUUCAUUCAUUGCCAUCAUUUCAACCCCAUUUCCCAGCUUCGUCUGUUUUUCAUAAGAGACAUAUUCCUAGCCAGGUGGCUGAAUGGGGAAGGAUGAGUAUGUGUGAUGCUGAGAGGAGACUUCUUGCUAAUGCAUUGCUUGAUAUAUCCAAUGAAUGGUUCAUUCUUCUUUCUGAAUCAUGCAUUCCCCUCUAUAACUUCACUGUGGUUUAUGAGUACAUGAGGAAGUCCAAGUACAGCUACAUGGGUGCUUUUGAUGACCAUGGCCCGUUUGGCAGAGGACGCUACAAUGAUAACAUGGCUCCUGAAGUGAACAUUACCCAGUGGCGUAAGGGAUCCCAGUGGUUUGAAGUUAACCGGAAGCUUGCUAUCACCAUUGUCGAAGACACAAAAUUUUACCCAAAAUUUAAAGAGUUCUGCAGACCAGCGUGUUAUGUGGACGAGCACUACUUCCCCACCAUGCUAACCAUUCAAGCAGGAAGUAUGAUAGCAAACAGAAGCAUCACUUGGGUGGAUUGGUCAAGGGGCGGACCUCACCCUGCUACCUUCGGCAGAGGAGAUAUCACUGAGGAUUUCAUGAAGCGGAUGCUCGGGAGUCAUCGCUGCACUUACAACAACCAAAACUCUACAAUGUGCUUUCUCUUUGCAAGAAAAUUUGCUCCCAGUACCUUGGAACCUCUCUUACGUUUAGCACCAAAGUUUUUGGGCUUCUAACAUAUACACAGCCAAAAUCAACAUCUCCAGCCUAUGGGUGAACAAGCUGACACCGAAAUCUUACCCUCUGCUGUGAUAUUUACUAGUUGGGUUUCACUUUCAUACACAUAUAUACACCUUUGGCAAAUUUCACUGUCCAGAACAGUAUUAUAUGUACAGAUAAGUAGCACCCAAUUCAGAAAUACUCAAGCUUCACAUUUUUGUACUGAAUUUAGAAUAAUAUACAUCAUUAUUGAGUGUGAUUCUAUGUUUUUAACUCUGUUUUCCUCGUGUAAUGUUUACCGCGCAGUAAAUAAAAACUCAGUCACCUUUUCUUCCACC
Molecule: messenger RNA, 2117 nt
Organism: Fragaria vesca subsp. vesca
Lineage: Eukaryota; Viridiplantae; Streptophyta; Magnoliopsida; Rosales; Rosaceae
Exons: 2
Coding region: 627-1796 (389 amino acids)
Cellular component (GO): membrane
Molecular function (GO): glycosyltransferase activity
Source: RefSeq, a predicted model, not a curated record